Sphaerodactylus townsendi is the source of this 6248-nucleotide messenger RNA. RefSeq names its product NPC intracellular cholesterol transporter 1 (gene NPC1). The transcript has 25 exons. Gene Ontology annotation, cellular component: membrane. NCBI's taxonomy places the organism in Eukaryota, Metazoa, Chordata, Lepidosauria, Squamata, Sphaerodactylidae. Gene Ontology annotation, molecular function: lipid carrier activity. The record is from RefSeq and is a predicted model, not a curated record. The coding region runs from base 167 to 4039 and encodes 1290 amino acids.
AAAAGGCGGCCUGCUCUGCUAGCGGAGGAGGAGCUCGGAGAGGAAGCAGGACGGGCUGGCCGGCAGCCUGACGUACCGGGGAUCGUCUCCAUACAGCCCGGUCCCAAACGAGCCUUGCAGCGCCCGGCAACUCUUGGGCCGCCUCCAGCAACUAGCAGCCAGGGAAAUGGGAAGGCGGGCGGGUCUAGACCGCUGCUGCUGCGGGAGGCUUUGCGGCCUGAGCCUUGCCUUGCUCGGUUUGCUGGCGCUUCUCCCUGGACCGGUAUUUUCAGACUCUUGUGUCUGGUAUGGUCAGUGUGGAAAAGCUCCUAAUGAUAAAAGGUACAAUUGUGAAUAUGAUGGCCCACCACUGCCUCUACCAAAGGAUGGCUAUGAACUAGUACAGGAACUAUGCCCAAGUUUUUACUAUGGGAAUGUUAGCCUUUGUUGUGAUGUCCAGCAGCUUCAGACUUUGAAAGCUAACUUGGAGCUUCCGUUGCAGUUUCUUUCCAGAUGUCCAUCAUGUUUUUAUAAUUUAAUAAAUCUGUUCUGUGAGCUAACCUGCAGUCCCAAUCAGUCUGAGUUUCUAAAUGUCACACAAACAAUUCCGUAUUAUGAUCCUGUUACCCAAAAGAACAAAACCAGCAUCACGGAGUUACAAUAUUACAUCGGAGAAAGAUUCGCUAAUGCAAUGUAUAAUGCCUGUAGAGAUGUGGAAGCGCCAUCAAGCAAUGUUAAAGCAUUAGGACUUCUGUGUGGAAAAGAUGUUAAAGAAUGCAAUGCAACCAAUUGGAUUCAGUAUAUGUUUAGCAAGGAUAAUGGUCAGACUCCAUUCAACAUCAUUGCAGUUUUUUCAGACGUUUCCAUCCAUGGAAUGACUCCUAUGAAUAAUGCUACCAAAGGCUGCAAUGAGUCUAUGGAUGACUUUACAGCACCCUGCAGCUGUCAGGAUUGUUCUGCUGUUUGUGGUCCCAAACCACAACCCCCUCCACCUCCCAAACCUUGGCUUUUGUUUGGUUUGGAUGCUAUGUAUGUCAUCAUGUGGAUCUUCUAUAUGGGAUUUUUACUUGUAUUUUUUGCGAUGGUUUUGGGGAUCUGGUGUUACAGGAAGAGACAUUUUGUUUCUGAAUAUACACCUAUUGACAGCAACAUUGCUUAUUCUGUUAAUUCACACCGGAGUGCUGGUGAUGCUUCCUGGUGUGAGAGGCUUGGUGAGAGGUUUGAGAAUGCUCUGAGAGUCACAUUCACGUCAUGGGGAGCUUUCUGCGUCCGAAAUCCCAGGCCUGUGAUUGUGUUUUCCUUGGUUAUUAUUGCCAUGUGCUCCUCAGGCCUGGCCUUUGUGAAAGUGACUACAAACCCCAUAGAUCUCUGGUCAUCGCCAAGCAGUCAAACUCGUAAAGAGAAAAAUUAUUUUGACACUCACUUUGGACCUUUCUUUCGUACUGAACAACUUAUUAUUCAGGCUCCACACACCAAAUCAGAGAUCUUCCAGCCAUACCUGGGAGCAGAUGUUCCUUUUGGGCCUCCACUUACCAAAGAUAUCUUACAUCAGGUACUAGAUUUGCAGGAUGCUAUUGAAAAUAUAGCUGCUUAUUAUAACAAUGACACUGUAAUGCUGAAGGAUAUUUGCAUGGCACCUCUUUCUCCCUACAACAACAACUGUACAAUCCUGAGUGUACUCAACUAUUUCCAGAACAGUCACUCCGUCCUUGAUCAUUUGGAUUGGGAUGGCUUUUAUGUCUAUGCAGAUUACCACACUCACUUUUUGUACUGUGUCCAGGCGCCAGCAUCUCUAAAUGAUACAACCCUGUUUCAUGACCCAUGUUUGGGGACAUUUGGUGGACCUGUAUUUCCAUGGCUGGUCUUGGGAGGAUAUGAUGGUGAUAACUACAAUAAUGCCACUGCCCUUGUGAUUACAUUUCCUGUUAGGAAUUAUUACAAUGACACAGACAAACUGAUGAAGGUUCUGGCUUGGGAAAAGGAGUUCCUCAAUUUUGUGAAAAAUUACAGCAACCCGAAUUUGACCAUUUCCUUCUCUGCUGAACGUAGCAUUGAAGACGAAAUAAACCGAGAAAGCAAUGGUGAUGUCAGCACUGUGCUUAUUAGCUAUAUCGUAAUGUUUAUGUACAUCUCCAUAGCUCUGGGACACAUCAAGAGUGCUAGAAGAUUCCUGGUAGAUUCAAAAAUUUCCCUCGGCAUUGCAGGCAUUUUCAUUGUACUAAGUUCAGUUGCAUGCUCUCUGGGAAUCUUCAGCUACUUUGGAGUCCCGUUAACGUUGAUUGUGAUAGAAGUAAUUCCAUUUUUGGUGCUGGCUGUUGGAGUAGACAACAUAUUCAUUGUUGUUCAGACACUUCAGAGAGAUGAACGUCUUCAAGGUGAAACUCUAGAUAAGCAGAUAGGACGAAUUCUUGGAGAAGUGGCACCAAGCAUGUUUCUAUCAUCAUUUUCAGAGACAGUGGCUUUUUUCUUGGGAACUUUAUCUACUAUGCCUGCUGUUCGUACUUUCUCACUCUUUGCUGCAGUGGCUAUAUUCAUUGAUUUCCUCCUUCAGGUUACCUGCUUUGUUAGUCUCUUAGGACUAGAUAUUAAGCGUCAAGAGAAAAAUCAAUUGGAUAUUUUAUGUUGUAUCAAAGGGGGUGAAAAACUCAGCAGCGGGCAGCUCUCCGAGAGUGUCUUGUUUCAGUUCUUCAAAAAUAUAUAUUCUCCGUUUCUUCUUAAGGAUUGGAUGAGACCCAUUGUGAUAUCUGUAUUUGUGGGUAUUCUGUCAUUCAGUGUGUCAGUUGUCAACAAAGUAGAGAUUGGUCUGGACCAGAGGUUAUCUAUGCCAGAUGACUCGUAUGUGAUUGAUUACUUCAACUCCCUAAGCAAAUACUUGCAUUCAGGUCCUCCAGUAUAUUUUGUGCUAGAAGAAGGCCACGACUAUACUACUGUGGAUGGACAAAAUAUGGUGUGUGGUGGAAUGGGAUGCAAUAAUAACUCCCUAGUACAGCAAGUAUUUGAUGCAGCAGAGAUUAGUAACUACACAAAAAUUGGCUAUGCUCCUUCUUCUUGGAUUGAUGACUACUUCGACUGGGUUAAACCACAAUCUUCCUGUUGCAGAAUCUAUAACAGAACAGAACAGUUUUGCAAUGCUUCAGUUGUUAAUCCAACCUGUGUGCGCUGCCGGCCAUUAACUCAAGAAGGAAAACAGAGACCCCAGGGUGAAGACUUCAUGAAAUUCCUCCCAAUGUUCCUGUCUGAUAACCCUAAUCCAAAAUGUGGGAAAGGAGGGCAUGCAGCAUAUAGUUCUGCAGUUGAUUUAAUACACAAUAACUCUGAAGUUGGAGCGACUUACUUCAUGACUUUCCAUACGGUGCUGAAAACUUCGGCAGACUUCAUUGAUGCAAUGAAGAAAGCACAAAUGAUAGCAGCCAAUAUUACUGAAACGAUGGGAAUCCAAGAGAAGAAAUACCGUGUUUUCCCUUACAGUGUGUUCUAUGUUUUUUAUGAACAAUACCUGACUAUUGUGGCGGAUACCAUUAGCAACCUUGGCUUUUCGCUUGGAUCAAUAUUCCUUGUUACAAUGGUCCUGCUUGGCUUUGAAGUUUGGGCUGCCAUUGUGGUUUCCUUGACCAUUGCUAUGAUAUUAGUCAACAUGUUUGGAGUCAUGUGGCUUUGGGGAAUCGGCUUGAAUGCAGUUUCAUUGGUCAACCUUGUUGUGAGCUGUGGAAUUUCUGUGGAGUUCUGUAGCCAUGUGACAAGAGCAUUCACAGUCAGCACAAAACCCAGCAGAGUGGAGCGAGCUGGAGAGGCAUUAUCCCACAUGGGUAGUUCUGUUUUCAGCGGUAUUACGCUCACAAAAUUUGGAGGAAUAGUAGUGCUUGCCUUUUCAAAAUCCCAAAUCUUCCAGAUUUUCUACUUCCGGAUGUAUCUGGCCAUGGUACUGCUUGGAGCAACCCAUGGAUUAAUAUUUCUUCCUGUCCUGCUUAGUUACAUUGGGCCUUCAGUAAAUAAAGCUAAAGUACACGCAGUUCAAGAAAGGAACAAAGGUACAGAAAGAGAGAAGCUCUUGUUUUUCUAGCCAUUUUAAACAAAGUGGUCAGUGGAUUCUUGGAAUUUGUGGCUGGAAGGGCCUCUCGUCAAAAUAAACUGCAGCAAACUUCUAUGACUACUGUCUCACACCCAGAAUCACCACUGAAUGGAUCAAUACCAGCAAAACAGCAGCAGCUCUGAACAGUAUGGAAGCAGGAAGGACUACCUGUCACUUUGCAUGUCAGUAUUACUAAAAUUAAAAGCACUAACAGGAUUGUGAAUUACUAAUGUUAGACGACUGUAGCUAAGGGGAAGGCCACGCAUCAAGAAGACAAAUAGAUGUUCUGGUGAGUUUAAGUGAUACGUAUGAGAAGAGAUUGCUGAACUACUGACACUUUUUACAAUGCAAGUCAAUGCAAUUUUGGGCUCUAUUUUUAGAAGAAAAAUAAGCCAUCACUCAAAAUGUUGUAAUUUUUAAUAUUUGCCAAAGGAUCUGUAUAUAUACUUUAUUACAAAAGAGGGAUUUUUGUAGGUCAGAGGUACUUAAAUGAAAUAAAUUAAUUUAUACACUUUGUAUUGAAACAGCUUGGGUACUUCAGGAAGUGGUAGGCUUCAUUAGAGCUUGGUCUCCAAAAACCUGCUUAAAAUACAUGACGUGUUCUUCACAGUGUUCUCCUAUCAAACAGGAACAAAUACCAUAAGGUCAACAUUACUAUGCAGCUAAAGGACAACAUCAUUUGUGGAAUAAGCCGAACAAACCUUUCUGAUAUUUUUAAGCUAUUAAACCUCAGGAGCUGCUUCUUCAACCACCACAGUCUUUAGCUCUGUGUUACUUUACAUUUCCAAAUCAGGCAGCUGGCAUACAUGUAGCAGAAAUACUUGUAAGGAAAAAACCCUGAUGCAAUCGAACUGGAUCUGAAGUAAGAUCGGGUCAACUGGAAAGAGCUAUUGUACACAAGAAAUGUAUCUUGGAAAUCUUGCAAACUGCUGUUUGACUAAUUACUUGAUGGAAAGCCACACCCCCAAGCCAAUGGGUAGAAUGAGGACACUUCCAUUUACUAAGCUAUCUUUUUCUGUAUGAAAUAGGAUAAAUGUCUUUGUAUAGGAAGGGAUUGUUUCCGUAACUGUGCCAGUACAGCCAGCAUUCUUGCCUCUCCCAGCAGAUCAAUAAACUAGGUUAAAUUAAUUCAACCUAGCAGUUUGCCUUGACAUUUCUAUGCACUGAAACUAUUUCAAUAAAAUUAGGCUUUUCAAUAAGUGGAUGUUAAAUUAUCCAGAAUAGUUUCUAGGAAACUGUACUAAGAGGACUUGUUGUGUGGAAAUUUCCUUAUUUUGAGGAGUUUUUUGAGACUUUGGGACACACUGUUGGGAUUUUCCUCCAAUGAAAACUGGGCAGAUGGACAAGUAUAAAAAUAUAUUCAAGUACCCCACACUUCCCCCACCUGUCUACUCAGGAAAAAGAAGUUGAGCAUGUUGAUGAUCAACAACUACACAGAACUGUGGUUCCACGAUUAUUAUUAUUUUUUUGGAAAUACUCAUAUUCCUCCUAGCUGACUAUAUAUUACUGAACUAGGGAAGUGCUGUUUUUACAAUCCUCGUAAGAGCCUCAGAAAAAUGCAUUCUUAAAGUUCAGCUGACAAGACAGCAAGUGCUACAGCAGUAUUGCAUGAAGCAGAAUUAUUCUAAUCCUCCCUAUAAAGCAGUAGCAAUUUACAACUGCUGUUCCAGUAGUAAUUACUUUUACUGCAGCAUUUUAAUGUGUGUGACUGCACAGCAAAUUACCAAGGCAAACGUUAAAAUAUUUUCUUUCUCCCCACUGCCCUUGCAGUUGAUUAUUUAUAAUUCCUUCAAUCAGGCAUUAGUACCAAACAGAAAUGGUUCUAGCAUUUACUUCAGGCUAUCUUUCCCAACUUAAACCAGAAUAUGUGUCAAAUCAGACCAGUAACGUAGAGGCAAUUACAACAUUACAACAGUAAUGUCAGUCUGUUACAACAUUUAAAAAAUAUAUUAAAGGUGUACUGGUAAUGCUUCGACAACUGGUAAUACUGGACAACUUGGGUUUUCUCAUGCUUGCAUUUGUUUGAACUUUCAAAAAUGUUAAUUGCUAAUUUAAGUAUGUAGUUUAAGUCUUAUUUUAGUAACUGGCUUAUAGAAGGAAAAUUGUAUGGCAGGUUCAAUGAAAAUACCUCAACUGUUCAGUUAAUAAACUUUAUGUGGAGAUAAUAUUUUCAUAACUAAACAACUGAUCAAAUUUGAAA